This is a messenger RNA of Urocitellus parryii (Arctic ground squirrel), 1719 nucleotides long. RefSeq names its product solute carrier family 37 member 2 (gene Slc37a2). Gene Ontology annotation, cellular component: endoplasmic reticulum membrane. Gene Ontology annotation, biological process: glucose-6-phosphate transport; phosphate ion transmembrane transport. The record is from RefSeq and is a predicted model, not a curated record. NCBI's taxonomy places the organism in Eukaryota, Metazoa, Chordata, Mammalia, Rodentia, Sciuridae. Gene Ontology annotation, molecular function: glucose 6-phosphate:phosphate antiporter activity.
GGCUCCGAGGGCGGUCAGGUGCAAAGGGGCGGAGGCUCUGGUGCUCAGGCAGUGCGUUCGGGGCGGGCCAGCCGGCGGGGCAUUUAAACCCCCGCUGACCGCCGGCSAGGGACACGCGCAGGCUCCGCGCCCUCCUGCGUCGACUCAGCUUCGGGUACCAGCCAGGCAAGAUGCGGUCUUCCCUGGCUCCGGGUGUCUGGUUCCUCCGCUCCUUCUCCAGGGACAGCUGGUUCCGUGGCUUCACCCUGCUGCUCACCUUCCUCAUUUAUACAUGUUAUCACAUGUCCAGGAAGCCAAUCAGCAUUGUCAAGAGCCGUCUGCACCAGAACUGCUCGGAGCUGAUCAAACCCAUCAAUGAUACCCACAGUUUAAAUGAUACCUCGUGGUGCAGCUGGAGUCCAUUUGAUAAAGAUGACUACAAGGAAUUACUGGGGGCUGUGGAUAAUGCCUUCCUUGUGGCCUAUGCCAUCGGCAUGUUUAUCAGUGGAAUUUUUGGGGAGCGGCUCCCCCUCCGUUAUUACCUUUCAGCUGGAAUGCUGCUCAGUGGCCUUUUCACCUCCCUCUUUGGCCUGGGAUAUUUCUGGAAUAUCCAUGUACUCUGGUACUUUGUGCUCAUCCAGAUCUGUAAUGGACUUGUCCAGACCACAGGCUGGCCCUCAGUGGUGGCUUGUGUCGGCAACUGGUUCGGGAAGGGGAAGCGGGGGUUCAUCAUGGGCAUCUGGAAUUCCCAUACGUCUGUGGGCAACAUCCUGGGCUCCCUGAUUGCCGGCAUCUGGGUGAACCAAGAGUGGGGUCUGUCAUUUAUUGUGCCUGGUGUCAUCACAGCUAUCAUGGGCAUUAUCACCUUCCUCUUCCUCAUUGAAUACCCAGAAGAUGUGGACUGUGCCCCUCCACAGCAUCACGAUGUGUCAGACAAGGACCAGGACAACCCUGAGGACCCUGAAAACAGUCCCUACCCUAAUAGGGAGACCAUCCAGGAGACUGUGACCAGCUGCUCCAAGGAGCCAUGCGCUGAGCCUGUGGCCAUCAGCUUCCUGGGGGCACUCAAAAUCCCGGGUGUGAUUGAGUUCUCUUUCUGUCUGCUCUUCGCCAAGCUGGUCAGUUACACCUUCCUCUACUGGCUGCCACUUUACAUCUUCAAUGUGGCUCACUUUGGUGCCAAGGAGGCUGGGGACCUGUCUACACUCUUUGAUGUUGGUGGCAUCAUAGGUGGCAUCAUGGCAGGGCUCAUCUCUGACUACACCAACGGCAGGGCCACCACUUGCUGCAUCAUGCUGAUCUUGGCUGCCCCCAUGAUGUUCCUGUACAAUUACUUUGGCCAGAGUGGGAUUGUCAGCUCCAUAGUGAUGCUGAUUAUUUGCGGGAUGCUGGUCAAUGGCCCUUAUGCACUUAUCACCACAGCGGUCUCUGCUGAUCUGGGCACUCACAAGAGUCUGAAGGGCAAUGCUAAGGCCCUCUCCACUGUGUCAGCCAUCAUCGAUGGCACGGGCUCCAUAGGUGCUGCUCUGGGGCCCUUGCUGGCUGGACUCAUUUCCCCCACAGGCUGGAACAAUGUCUUCUACAUGCUCAUCUCUGCUGACAUCCUGGCCUGCUUGUUGCUCUGUCGGUUGGUGUACAAAGAGAUCCUGGCUUGGAAGUCAUCCCUGAGCAAAGGCAGAGGCUCUAGUCUGGCCCUAACCCAUCCGCGAUAGUAUUUUCCUCAAGUCCCACAACUUUUGU